Molecule: messenger RNA, 525 nt
Organism: Ostreococcus lucimarinus CCE9901
Lineage: Eukaryota; Viridiplantae; Chlorophyta; Mamiellophyceae; Mamiellales; Bathycoccaceae
Exons: 1
Coding region: 1-525 (174 amino acids)
Source: RefSeq, a predicted model, not a curated record
AUGAAACUCUCCGACGAUGCCGCACCAGGCAGCAUCGCGAGCGUCCGCGCGUCGACGCGUGCGUCGCGCAAGCGGUCGAGAGACGUCGUAAUUGAGUCGGCGCAAUUGUUCGUAAAAUCGUCGCGUCGCCGUGCGGCGGUUUCGGACGACGAGGACGAAUCAGACGUCGUCGCGACGGUUCGAGCCGCGGACGGCGGCGACGACGCGACGCCCCCGGCGAGGCGGGAGACUCCUGUCGAAUCUUCCUUGGUGUGCGCGCCGCGCACGCGACGUGAAACCAAAGACCACGCUUUUCGCAAAGCUAACGAGGCGCAGAGCGCGUUGCUCGGAACGCUCUGCGAGGAUGCAUUGUGGAAAGUGUGCGAGUUCCUGCCGGCGAAGGACUUGGCGUCGUUGGAGUGCGCGAGCUCGUAUUUCCAUCGCCCUAUGCGACGCGCCGAUCGAGGACUAGGGAUCGCCGAGCGCGUCGCUAGAGUACGUAUCAGAGGCGCGCAGAUGGCCGACAUGCCGCCAUUUUACAGGUAA